AUGCCAACAUUUUUUCCUGCUGUUUUAAAACAAUGGUGCAUAACGAUAAUAGGAAAAGGAUCUUUUGGUGAAGUAUUCAAAGGUUUUGAUAAGAAAACCAAAAAAGCGGUAGCAAUCAAGAUAAUUGAUCUUGAACUUGCUGAAGAUGAAAUUGAAGAUAUUCAACAAGAAAUAAACAUUCUUUCGCAAUUGGAUUCACAAUAUUACGGUUCUUAUCUCAAAGGCACCCAUUUAUGGAUUAUUAUGGAAUAUUGUUCUGGAGGAUCUUGUUCAGAUUUAAUGAAACCUGGUGCUUUAAGAGAAGAAUACGUAGCAAUCAUAUUACGGGAAUUGUUAAAAGGGUUGGACUACCUUCAUUCUGAACACAAACUUCACAGAGAUAUAAAAGCGGCAAAUAUUCUUUUAAGUUCUACUGGAGAUGUAAAGCUAGCAGAUUUUGGAGUUUCUGGACAGAUCACUGCAACUUUGACAAAAAAGAAUACUUUCGUUGGAACACCGUUUUGGAUGGCACCAGAAGUCAUUAAACAAUCAGGGUAUGAUUUUAAGGCUGACAUCUGGUCUCUGGGAAUAACUGCAAUCGAACUUGCAAAUGGCGAACCUCCUUACGCGGAUCUUCAUCCAAUGAAAGUUCUUUUUCUUAUUCCUAAAGAUCCUCCACCUUCUUUAGAGGAUAGCCUAUAUUCUAAACCGUUUAAAGAAUUUGUCGCUUUAUGUUUAGACAAAGACCCAAACAAC
Molecule: messenger RNA, 735 nt
Organism: Racocetra persica
Lineage: Eukaryota; Fungi; Glomeromycota; Glomeromycetes; Diversisporales; Gigasporaceae
Source: the annotation of a GenBank genome assembly